Pelodiscus sinensis (Chinese soft-shelled turtle) is the source of this 939-nucleotide messenger RNA. RefSeq names its product olfactory receptor 8U9-like. Gene Ontology annotation, cellular component: membrane. Lineage: Eukaryota; Metazoa; Chordata; Testudines; Trionychidae. The record is from RefSeq and is a predicted model, not a curated record. Gene Ontology annotation, molecular function: G protein-coupled receptor activity; olfactory receptor activity. Gene Ontology annotation, biological process: G protein-coupled receptor signaling pathway.
AUGGAAGAGGGAAAUCACUCAGAGGCGACUGAGUUCAUUCUCUCAGGACUGACAGAUCAUCCGGAGCUCCAGGUCCCCCUGUUUGUGUUGUUCCUACUGAUUUAUGUUGUCACCAUAGUGGGGAAUGGGGGGAUGGUCUUUUUAAUAACGACUGAUCCCCGACUCCACACCCCCAUGUACUUUUUCCUCCGGGCUUUGUCUUUCUGUGAUCUCUGCUAUUCCUCUGCAAAAGGCCCUAAGAUGCUGCAGAAUUUCUUUGCUGAAAGGAAAAGCAUUUCUCACACGGCCUGCGCUGUGCAAAUGUUUUUCUCUAUCUUACUUUCAGAUAUUGAGUGUGUCUUGCUGGCUGUGAUGGCGUAUGACCGUUAUGUGGCCAUCUGUAACCCACUGCUCUAUAUGGUCACCAUGUCCCGGCAGCGUUGUGACCAGCUUGUGGCUGGGGUGUGCGCUGUGGGGUUGAUGGAUGCGUUGAUACUCACAUGUUGUACAUUCUGGCUCUCAUUUUGCCGCUCCAACAUCAUUCAUUAUUUCUAUUGUGACAUCUCCGCUUUACUGGCGCUCUCCUGCUCUGACACCCGCACCACUGAGAUUGCGUUAAUUGCUUCCAUGUGCUACACUGUAGUGAUCAGCGUUGCGACCAUCCUCCUCUCCUAUGUCUGUAUCAUCUCCACCAUCCUGCGGAUCCGCUCUGCCAAGGGCCGGUACAAAGCCUUCUCCACCUGCGCUUGUCACUUGACUACGGUGGUCAUAUUAUAUGGCACCCUCCUUUUCAUGUAUUUCCGACCCAGCUCCAGUUACUCCAUGGACAUAGACAAUAUGGCCUCAGUGUUUUACUCGCUGGUGAUCCCCAUGUUGAACCCCCUCAUCUACAGCCUGAGGAACAGGGAGGUGAAGGAUGCCUUUAGGAAAGCCAUGAAUAAACUCUUGAGCAGUUCCUGA